This is a messenger RNA of Rotaria sp. Silwood2, 555 nucleotides long. Lineage: Eukaryota; Metazoa; Rotifera; Eurotatoria; Philodinida; Philodinidae. The record is from the annotation of a GenBank genome assembly.
AUGGAUUUUUCAGAAAAUCACAAUCUUCUAAUUCAACACCAGGUGAUGCAAGCUCAUUGGACAGCUGCUCAGGCUGCAAUAUUUACAGCUGACGUCACGGUCAGCAAAGAUAAACAUCAUAGUAUAGCUAUUAUAAGUGACUAUCUCUCGCAUGAUGUACAAUUCGUCCAUGCUGCUCAAGGUGUUAUUGUUGAUUAUUUACGAGGUCUUCAUCCGUCUGUGAAGCAUUUCAAUUACGUAUCCGACGGUGCAGGUCAACAUUUUAAAAACAAUAAAAGUCUAUUAAAUCUUACUUAUCAUCAAAGUGAUUUUGGUAGCCCUGCCUCCUGGACAUUUAGUUCUACCGCUCAUGGAAAAGGUCCAAUGGAUGGUAUUGGGGCCACUAUCAAGUAUCAAGCAACGAGAAAAGUUCUCAGUGGCAAAGAUGAAGACGCAAUAUUGACACCUGAACAACUUUACAAGUUCGCACAACAAGAUUUGAAAAUAAAGGUAUUUUACAUGGAUAAAACAACAAUCCAACAGAACACAGAUUGUUACAAGUUGUUGAAUCGAUGA